CUCCCUAAAGGUGAACAUGAAAACCCUUGUUCGUGGCCAAUUGUUGGAUUGUCCAUGUCCUCCCAUACAGCCGCUGUAGGAUUAUGCCACAGUUGCAUGAAGCAUGAUAUGCAUCUUCAGUGGUUAAUGCCAGUAAACCAGUGUACUGUCCCAGUGGUGUGGAAUGGGAGCAGCAGGCACUGGUGAGCUAGGAUAGGCUGGGAGUCUGGUUGCAGCAGAAUACGGGACGAGGCUCCUUGGCUCAUAUACUUAUAGUCCGCCUCUUCGCUGGGCAGGAAAUCUGACGUCGAUCGCUUACAAAGGAAAAUCCACAGUGGUUGCAGAAGUCUCGAAGUCAACCUGACCAGCAGCGCGGAGAAAAAAAAACAUAAUUCAAGUUUCUUUAUAGUAUUGGAUCUAUUUGUUCAACCUCCCAGGACUUGUAUUUGAGGAGAAGGGCAGCAGAAGAGGGACACCAUGCCACGGCGGACCGUGCAAGAAGUCACCGUGCAGGACGUCCAGAAGCGGAGGAACCCCAACAAACACUAUGUUUACAUCAUCAAAGUGUUGUGGAGCGAUGGGAGCACAGAGAUCAUCUACCGGCGAUACAGCAAGUUCUUUGAUCUACAGAUGGAGUUGUUGGAUAAAUUCCCGGUGGAAGGGGGCCAGAAAGACCCCAAGCGGAGAAUCAUUCCUUUCCUUCCAGGAAAGAUUCUGUUUCGGAGGAGCCAUAUCAGAGAUGUCGCCAUGAAGCGUCUGCGGCCCAUCAACGAGUACUGCAUGGCCCUCACCCAGCUGCCCGUGUACAUCUCGCAGUGUGAGGAGGUCAGGGUGUUCUUCGAGACCAGACCUGAAGACCUCAACCCACCCAAGGAGGAACCCAUUGGAAAGAAGAAAUCAGGGCUUGUGGCGAGAGCGUCUUCUUUCCUAAAGCGAGGGGACACAAGCUCCACAGACCUGCUGCUCCUGGACCAGUACGUGGCUGUCACGGACUACGAGAAGCAGGAGAGCUCGGAGAUCGGCCUGCACGUGGGCCAGGUGGUGGAGGUCAUCGAGAAGAACGAGUCCGGCUGGUGGUUCGUGAGCACCGACGACGCCCAGGGCUGGGUCCCCGCCACCUGCCUGGAGGCCCAGGACGACCCCGACGACUUCUCCCUGCCGGGGGACGAAGAGGAGAAGUACUCUGUGGUGUACCCCUACGCGGCCCGGGACCAGGAUGAGAUAGACCUGGAGAAGGGCAUGGUGGUGGAGGUGAUCCAGAGGAACCUGGAGGGCUGGUGGAAGAUCAGGUAUCAGGGCCGCGAGGGCUGGGCCCCGGCCUCCUACCUGACCAAGGUGGACAUGCAGGCCCAGAAGCAGUCAGCAGGGGGCGCUGCCAAUGCCAGCACCAGUGACCUGGAGGGAGCGUCUAGACAGAACCAGCUGAACAACGGGGCUAAAGACCCCCAGAAGGAGCCCAAGCUGUCCCCCUUCUCCGACGGCAGCAAGCUGAAAAUGGGUUUGCGACAGAGACCUCCGCCACGCAGAGACCUCACCAUCCCGCGUGGGGCCAACCUGCCCAAGCCCCCCGUCCCGCCCCAGGUGGAGGAGGAGUUCUACACCAUUGCCGACUUCCAGACCACCAUCCCCGACGGCAUCAGCUUCCAGGCCGGCCUCAAAGUGGAGGUCAUCGAGAAGAACUCCAGCGGCUGGUGGUACAUCCAGAUCGAGGACAAGGAGGGCUGGGCCCCCAUCACCUUCAUCGACAAGUACAAGAAGACCAGCAGCGCCCUGCGGCCCAACUUCCUGGCGCCGCUCCCCAACGAGAUGGAGAAGCUGAGGCUGGAGGACGGGAACGCCGCCGCCGCCGCCGCCGCCGCCGCCGCCGCCGCCGCCGCCGCCGCCUCGGCCCCGGAGGACAGCUGGUCCAAGCCUCUCCCGGACGAGCCCGGCGCCGCCGCCGCUGAGGCCUUCGCCAGGCCCAAGCUGAGGGAUUGGAAGUCCGGCGGCAGCAAGGGCUCCUCGGCGCUCUUCUCGGAGCCCCUCCCCCCGGCGCCCUCCGCCCCCCCGCUGGAGGAGAAGCCGGCGCUGCCCCCCCGCCGGGAGUCCAUCAACAAGGGCUUGGAGGCGGAGCCGCCCGAGAGGCCCAAGGCCGAGCUCUGUAAGCCCCUCCCGCCCAAGCCCCCGGCCCCCGGGGCCCUGGGGGGCCCCAAGCCCCCGGCCCCACCGGCCCUGCUGGCCCUGGGGGGCCCCAAGGUGCCCCCCCCCUUCCGGCAGGAGAGACCCGCGGAGCCCAAGAAGGAGGACAAGAACAAGGCCCUGCACCUGAAGAACGAGAUGGGGCUGGAAUGCGGCCACAAGAUCUCCGCCAAGGAGGUGAAGAAGUUCAACCUGAAGCCCGUCCCCAAGCAGCCCCCCAAGCCGCGGGCCGAGCCCCCCGAGGAGCGCCCCGAACCCGCCGGACCCGCGCUCUUCAUGAAGCCCAAGCCCGGGGUCCGGCCCAAACCGGUCCCGUCCGCCAAGCCCGAGGCCCCGGCGGAGAACCGGCUGGACAUCACCAACCUGCGGAGCAAGCUGAGGCCCGCCAAGCCCGCGGAGCCCGGGGCCCCCGAGGCCGGAGGCCACCCGGCCCCCAGCCCCCCGCCGCCCAGCAGCUCCCACCCGAGCCCCCCUCUGGGCCCCGCCCCCAAACACUUCCCCAGCCCCGCCCUCCUGAACAACGGCAAACACGCCGACGAGCCCCGGCUGCCACCCAAGCAGCUCAACGGCCACGCCCACGAGAGCUCCCCCCCGCCCGCCAAGCCGGGCCCGCCUCCCCACAAGGAGCAGCCCCAGAGGCCUCCCGCCCUGGCCCCCCGGAGGCCGCCGCCCCCCAAGAAGACGGACCCCUCCAGCCCCACCGAGACCCCCAGGACCCCCCCGCACUUCCCCAAGGAGGCCCCGGAGGCCCCCAAGCCCGAGCUGCCUCCGCAAAGCAGACCCCCGCCUCCCAAGCCGAAGGCCUUCGUGCUCCCGCCUCCGCCCAGGGAGAGGGAGGAGCCUAAGGCCUUCGUGCUCCCGCCCCCGCCCAGGGAGAGGGAGGAGCCUAAGGCCUUUGUGCUCCCGCCUCCACCCAGGGAGAGGGAGGAGCCUAAGGCGAACAAGAUGCCCAUCCCCCCCAAGCCUCAGCUGAAGACCAAGAAGCCGGCGCCGCCCAGAGACAAGCUGCCGCCCCUGGUCAGGGAGGCGGGCCGGGACCAGCUGUACCUGGCCGUGGCCGACUUCGAGGGCGACGAGCAGACGGCCGGCUUCAAGGUGGGCACCGUGUUCGAGGUGAUGGAGAAGAACGGCAGCGGAUGGUGGUUCUGUAAAAACGCCGGCGAGGAACACGAGGGCUGGAUCCCUUCAAACUACCUGAGCAAGAAGCCCUAGGUACUAAGCGACGGCACCACCCUCCUGCCUUAUCUUUUGUUAUACGUUUAAAACAAAAAAAAAAAAUCACUACUUUGUAUUUAAUUUGAUUUUUCAUUUUAUUUAUAUGUAUCCUUUUUUUUUAUUUGUUAUUGUUACAUUCCUUUUUUAUACACAGUACGUGCUUUUAGUGAGCGUCAACCAGCAAUGAGCCCUUGUUACGCGGGGUUCUUAGACGUUUUUUUUUAUCAAAUAAGCCUGUUUGUUUGCUUUACUUUUGGGUGCCAUAUAUAGAGCUGAAGGGAGCCUCCGAUUUGCAGUCGUUUAUGUUGGGGUGGUUGAAAUGUUGUGUGCCAUCGCCUUCGAUGUUACUGUGCCUCAGUAUGACACGCAAAAUGCUUGAUGUGUUUUUAGAUAUAUGCAAUUCAAAUGAUCAUUGUUUGUUAUGGAUAGCUUUCACAAAAAGAGAAUAGGAACAGAUGCUGCCGCAUUAAAUACUGGCUUAUGUUUGCUUUCCACAAACACAAAAAAUCCAAUCAAUCUGUAAAAAAAUCAUUUUGGGCAAAAGUGGUAAAAUAAUGUAUAAUUCUGGGGCAUUACUUUGCCCGUUUGGACAGGGGACAGAAGAUGGACAGGAAAGUAGGUUGAGGGAUUGUAGUAAAUAAUCACAGGCUGGGACCGAACCAGGGUGGCCACGAGGUCUUACGUCUGCGUGGGGGGCUGGCUCACUGAGGGUUCGCCACCCCCUGAAUCCAAUUAUCUUUUGGUCAAGAAAAAGUAUUCCUGCCAACAAAAUGUUUCUCUUUUAUAUAUAUCUAAUUUUUUUUUUACAUGUUUUUUCUUCGACUGCAUAAUCAAUUCAGCAGUAAUUUUGUUAAAAAUAUGUGCACUUUUAAUCCUUUGUUCAAGUGAGUUUGCACAUGCUACAGAAAGUGGGAUAUACCAAGUGGGUUUUUUCUUUACGUUCUUGUAUACACUCAAAACGGAUAAAUCCAAAAAGGUUUUCUGUAAAUACAGAACACAUCCAAAUCGCCUCCUCUAGAUCGUCCGUCUGGUUUACAAAAGGAAGGAUUGGAUGCCAAUGAGGUCUUGUAAAAACAAUUCAGUAUUUUUCAGUCUAUUCUCGUUUGCGAGCCAAACCUUGUUCAGAUGAAAGUUCCAUCAAAUAAUAUUUUACAUGAACGCUUGACUGGUCUCAAGUGUUGUAGGUAAACUAAAAAUAGUUUUUAAUGUACAGAAAUAAAGUCUUUAACUUCUUACUUUUCAUCGACGGGGUGUUAUCUUAAAUAAACAAUUUUAGAAACACAAAGGGUCAAAAAAAGAGUAGUUGGCUUUUCAAGAAAAGAAUGGAACGUUCCAGAGAAGCCUGACAAUAUCAAUAAAAUAAAUGAAUAACAAUUGUUGGUGACAGUCACUAAAGCACUUAUAUCGUCUUCAUGGUAGAUUAUUCAAAAUAUUUUGCUGUUUAUUGCUAAAGAUUGCUACAACACAUUAGCUUAAUAGCAUUGAAGCGCCUUUGACAAAACUAGACAAUAUAGUUUGGACUAAUGAUGUUCUGCCUCUAGUUGCUUUGUGUUGAAACACACUAUCAGUUUGUUUUCAGAGUGCUAUUGUGUCCAUCCCAAUGCCCGUUUGUGAGCCUUCCACAAGGUACAGCUACUGGUUAGUCAGUGUUAAGCUUCGUAUUUCAAAAGGUUCAAAGGGAGGAAAGCAAUCAUUUCAAAUCUACAAUGAUAAAAAGUUUGGAACGGUUGAACGAUUCCUUCAGUACUGUAUUCGGCCCCUUUGUUUGCCUAUGUCCUGUAUUUCUCAGACUUAUCUUACCGUCAUAUGAAGCCAAUAAACAUUUCCAACCUUA
Messenger RNA from Gadus macrocephalus (Pacific cod), 5206 nucleotides. It is a transcript of the gene sh3pxd2b, whose product is annotated as SH3 and PX domains 2B. Gene Ontology annotation, cellular component: cytoplasm. The transcript is spliced from 14 exons. The record is from RefSeq and is a predicted model, not a curated record. Gene Ontology annotation, biological process: superoxide anion generation. NCBI's taxonomy places the organism in Eukaryota, Metazoa, Chordata, Actinopteri, Gadiformes, Gadidae. Gene Ontology annotation, molecular function: protein binding; phosphatidylinositol binding; superoxide-generating NADPH oxidase activator activity. The coding region runs from base 457 to 3369 and encodes 970 amino acids.